Neolamprologus brichardi is the source of this 4760-nucleotide messenger RNA. The record is from RefSeq and is a predicted model, not a curated record. NCBI's taxonomy places the organism in Eukaryota, Metazoa, Chordata, Actinopteri, Cichliformes, Cichlidae.
AUGUGGCAGUCUCAAGGCUACGCUCUUCCAUUGGACCUCAUCUCCACAAAACAACAGGACAUCUUUGUGAGUUGUCCCUCUGCUCAGAAAUAUCCAAAGUGUUGGCAUGACAGACGCACUCAGAUCCGUCAGAAGCAGCACAGCAGGAAAACGUUCUGUGAUCCUUCCUUCAGCAACCAGACAGCAGGUGCUGUCACUCAGUGCAGCUCUGGCUUCUACAGAGAGUGGGUCGGACCAAACAGGGGCCAGUGUGUGCCAUGUAGCUGCAACGGGCUCCCCGAUGAGUGUGAUGAGCGUACAGGGAACUGUGUGAAAUGUCAGUUCAACACUACAGGAAAUCGCUGUGAGCGUUGCAAGGAGGGUUAUUUUGGAGAUCCGGUGAACAGAACCUGUCGUGCCUGUCCAUGUCCCUUUACAGAGAACAAUUUUGCACUGGCCUGCCUCGAUGUUGGCUCAGGAGUGGUGGAAUGUUUGUGUAAACAUGGUUACAGUGGAGUCAGAUGUGAGAGAUGUGCAUUUGGUUAUUAUGGCAAUCCCAUGGUGCAUGGGGGCAUGUGCAAGCCCUGCAACUGCAAGAAGAAUGGUUUGAACAUGUGUGAUUCUCUGACUGGAGAGUGCAUCACAUCUGGUAAUAGUAACUGUGGGGAUCACUGUCAUGAGUGUGACAGCUGUACUUACACUUUGCUGGUGGACUCAGAGAAGAUGGAUGAUGAUCUGGUUUGGCUGAAACAGCAGCUGCAGAACAUCAAUCAUAAUCCUGUAUCACAAUCUACUCUGAACAACCUGGAGGCUAACAUAUCUGAAGCAAAGGUACAGAUGGGGAGGCACAAGACUGCUGUGAGACUCCUGGAUCCAAAGGUUGAACAGCUGGAAGCAGAUGUGGCGGCUGACAGAUAUGACUUGUCUCAGCUGAAUCUGAUAAAGCAGCUAACUGAGGCGAAACCUGAAGAUUCAGUUUCUCUCUCUGAAAAGGACAAAGGCAGGAUGAUGGAAGAAGCUCAGCGCAUCAUAGAGUUGGGCGAGCUGCUGUUGGAUGCAGAGGACAGAGUUGACAGAGCAAGGGGUCUUAACCUCAAGAGUCGUACUGCCCUACAGCAUCUGCAGGAAUUUGAGAAGCGAGCAGCUCAGUUGGAUGGUGCCCAGCUGGAACACUUUCAGCAGUUAAACAACAGUUUAAUAAUAGCAGAGGUGGAAGCUAUAGCCCAGGCAGAGGAGCAUGCAAAGGAGCUCAAAAGAGUGGUGACAGAAUUACAACAAGCGCUUCAUACCGCUACUAACAGCACUUCACUGGUCAGCCUCCUGGGUAUAGGGGCCUAUGACAGCAUCAUUAAGGCAGUAGAAAUGGUUGAGAAGGCAGCAAAGGAGUCCAAAAGGGCUGCUGAUCAAACCUUAAAGGAUGUGAAGAAGCGAGGUCUGAUCAGCAGGUCUGAACAGCUGAAAGAUAACUCAAGUCAUCUAUGGAGGGAAACCAGAGACACUCAAAGUCACCUUAAAACGGUGUCACGUACAGUAAAUGCUCACAGGAAUCGUGUGAAUAAACAAAAGAAAAAAAGAAGAUCACUGAGAAUCGACGCCUCAUCCAUCAGUGACAAACUCAAAAAGAUCAAAAGAGAUGACACAGCGGCACUGAUAGUGUCUGUGAAAACUGCUGCUUCUGAUGCUAACGCUACAGUCAGCAGUGUGAAAGAGAGACUGAGAAAUAUCAGCGAGGAAGUAGGAAGAAUAACUUUAACCAAUAUCAGUGUGAAUAUAAAUGACAUGUUGACAGAUGCAGACCAGGCUGUAAAAAGCUUCAACAAAGCACUCCCUGUGAUGAGUGACAAGCUCGCAGAAGUCAAGGCUCUUGGUAGGAGGAUGUCACCUCACCCAAACAUGACAGAAAGCAUCCAGAGAAUCAAGGACAUAAUAGAGGAGACAAGAAACUUUGUUAAUAGGCUCUCUCUUGGCACCGCUUUCAAUGGAAAGAGCCACAUUGAGCUUCACCCUCCAAGAGACCUUGAGGACAUUAAAGCGUUUACAGCUGUCGAUCUUCUCCUCAAUCGCCAUCACAAAACCCCGGCUAAGUCUGAUGUGAGACGAAAGCGACACCAGGAUGAACACAGAGAUGCCAACCUGUUCGUUUUCUACCUGGGUAGCAAGAAUGCUUCUGGAGACUACAUUGGAAUGGCUAUCAGAAACACUGUGUUGGUUUGUGUCUAUAAGUUGGGUGGAGUGGUUCAUGAGAUAGAAACCAGCCAAAUAACACUCGGAAGCGUGAACUCCUCAGCCCUUGACAGAGUUAUCUUCCACAGGGUUUACCAGGACGCUGAAGUGAACGUCACAAAGAACUUCACGUCAAAGGAGCGUGUCAGUCUCCCUCCUAAACGUAACCUCCCAAACACAAUGACAGGCGUCUUCGACUUGGAUCCAGGCAGUGUCGUUUUCUACGUGGGGGGCUAUCCCGAUUACUUCACUCCUCCAGUGGAGCUGCGUUACCCCAAGUACAGAGGAGCCAUAAAACUCUCCUACCUGAAUGACAAUCCUGUCUGCCUUUUUAACUUCAAACAUGCUGUCAAUAUGGAUGCAAAACAGCUCACUGUGAAGAUUGCACAGGAAGAGGUGUCUGAUUAUUAUGAAGGAAGAGGUUACCGCAUGGCGUUCAUAAAGAAUCCUGACUGGAAAAAGAGGCGACUGUUCAGAUUUCACACAAACAGUCGAGAAACAAAUGCCUUGUUAUUCUACAUUGGAAACAAUGAGUCCUUUUUCUGUGUGUUUGUGGAGAGAGGCUUCCUUGUGCUACAAGGUCAACAAACUGACAGAGAGAUUAGACUUCGGAGUGCUGAAAGAGUGUCUCUGUUUGACACACAGUUUGCAAUUGCAAUUGCAGACAAAUUCAUUGUCCAGUAUGGACCAAAAACGGUCUCCACAGAUCACAUUCAAACAGACUACAUUAGUUAUUACAUUGGGGGUCUUCCAGCAGAGCUCAGAGAGAGACACAACAUCACAGCUGCACCGCUCAGGGGAUGCGUGGAUAACCUGAAAGCAGAUGCUGAGAUUGUCGAGUACAACAGAACAAUAGGUGUCAGCAGUGGAUGUCCAGUCUCCUCACUGGGUGUUCGUGCAGCUACAUUGAAUUCGGCUCUUUCUGUCGAUUCUCUGUUUGCCUGGGACAAACAGCCAGUGAGAGUCUCGUUAGGCUUCAGGACCACAGGCAAGCGGGGCGUUGUUCUGAAGAGCGGCUCUCAGGGCUCCGAAACUGUCCACAACCUCCAGUUGUCCCUGGACGAUGGCUUUGUGGUUUUUCAUAGUUUUAAUUAUACCCUGAGGUCAAAUGAAAGGUAUAAUGAUGGAAUCUGGCAUUACGUGUCUGCAGUGGGGAAGCCAUCAGGGCUGCUGCUUAGCAUUGACAAUGUAAAUGUGAGUCCGGCACAUUCAGACCAAAUCAGCAUGCAAAGAGGAAAAUUCAAAGGCUGCAUUGCUAAUCUUUAUACAAGCAGGCCGAGUAUUUUACCUGCUGAUCUAAGCUCAUUAUCGCAAACUGGAGAUAUUAUCUUUGAUCAGUGCAGUCAGCCUCCCCCACCGCACUCCACAAUGAAAAGGCCCCAGACACACAACCUUAUUACGACUCCAGCUGGCAGUCAAUGUAGACCCCAGAGAGCAUACCAACUCUAUGAGAAAGACAGCUGGGUCAGUUACAACCUUCCACAAGAAAACCUUAAUUAUAGUAUCAGCUGUAUAAGGGAAUUCAAAAUGAAUGAUGUAUUUGUUGGUGCAGCUGAGGUGAGCCACAAAGCCUUACCGUGCUUUGAUGGGCUUGCAGAAGAAGGGACGUACUUUGGUGGCGGUCACAUCGUCUUAGAUAACUACUUCACCAUUGGCUCGCACUUUUUGUUGUCCUUCAAGCUGCGCCCUCAACACCUCACGGGUCUUCUCUUCCACGUUCAAAGUGAUAAGACCAGCCUUAAUGUGUUCUUAAUGGAAAACAAGGUGGGCGUCAAAGCAAAUGAUGGUAAUGGAGCUGUUAGUGUCUCAGUAACACCUCGUAAAAGCCUCUGUGAUGGAAAAUUUCACGAGGUUACAGUCUCCAAAAAAAGGAACGCAUUCCAAUUAGUGGUUGACUCCAUGUCCAAGGAGAAAGCAGGCCCCAAAUCCACGUCAUAUUCAACGGCCCUGGAAUCGCUUCACAUUGGGGGGACAACAAAUCACAAUGGAGCCCCUGUGCCUUCACCUUUUGUGGGCUGCUUGCGAAAUGUGAAGAUUAAUGGAAAGCCGGUUGCAUUUGAGAAAGCCUCCAGAGUGGUCGGUCCAGUGAGCAUCAACAGAUGCCCCACAAACUAAUGAAAUACAUCAUAACAAACAGGGAUGGGAAUAGUAAACCUAGUUAGGCUGAAAUCAAGCAACAAUUUUUCCAAUAUAACGGAAUUGUAUUUCUCUAAGCUUCAGGUCCUUUUUUCCACCACGGGAAUGUUUUCCUCACAUUUGCUCAUUACAAAGCAAUGACGCCAAACUCAUGAUAGCGAGUUGUAAAUCACCUGAAAGCUUAUUUUCUACUCUCCCUACACUGUUCCAGACUCAUUGAUAUUAAAAUAGUCGCCCUGAAGCAGAAAACCUGUUACGGUCUAGUUUUAUUUCCUCAGAGAACACUGAUAAGGUGAGAAAACUGAUAGACUCACUUCAAUGCAGCCACAACACCAUCUAAGAGCACAACAGCAAAAUUUGCCAUAAAUUUAGCAGUGGAUUUUAAACAAAUCCACCCCAAUCCCAUAUAAUAGCUGCGCUAA